AUGUCACAAGCAAGCCUUCUCCUCCAAAAGCAAUUCAAAGGUUUAUGUUCUUGGUUUAACCAAUGCGUAUUAUUCACAGAUCUUUGUAAAGCUCCUUUAGAUGGCUUCUCAGCAGGUUUUGAUGAGAGCAAUGUGUUUGAAUGGAAUGUCACCAUCAUUGGUCCUCCUUAUUCUCUCUAUGAUGGAGGUUUUUUCAAUGCAAUCAUGACUUUUCCUCCUGAUUAUCCUAAUGUUUACUCUGAUGGAACUGUCUGCAUUUCAAUUCUUCACCCUCCUGGUGAUGAUCCAGUUGGUUAUGAAGAUUCCGGGGAGCGCUGGUUGCCUAUUCAUACGGUUGAAAGAAUAGUUCAAGGCGUGACUAAAUAG
Molecule: messenger RNA, 366 nt
Organism: Vicia faba (fava bean)
Lineage: Eukaryota; Viridiplantae; Streptophyta; Magnoliopsida; Fabales; Fabaceae
Source: the annotation of a GenBank genome assembly